Harpegnathos saltator (Jerdon's jumping ant) is the source of this 1459-nucleotide messenger RNA. Its product is annotated as chitinase domain-containing protein 1. The coding region runs from base 254 to 1438 and encodes 394 amino acids. Gene Ontology annotation, molecular function: chitin binding; oligosaccharide binding. Gene Ontology annotation, biological process: carbohydrate metabolic process. The record is from RefSeq and is a predicted model, not a curated record. NCBI's taxonomy places the organism in Eukaryota, Metazoa, Arthropoda, Insecta, Hymenoptera, Formicidae. Gene Ontology annotation, cellular component: endomembrane system. The transcript is spliced from 7 exons.
AGCUGUGAGUGAGAAGCACAGGCUGUGAGAAUCCUAUCGAAACGUCAAGUGCUUCGGAAGUAUAGACGUAUCGUUCGAAAGAUUAUGAUAUCACUGGUGUAAAUGACGUUUAUUUACUGAUUUGUUUAAAAUUUUUAAUAGUCCUGCACACACAGGAAGAUUAUCAGUCCUAUAUGGAACCAAGAUAAAAAAUCCGGAACAUUUCAAAUAUAGCUUCAUAUAUCCAAUAAUCGCGGUAAUUUCUAUAAUUAUUAUGAAUGUGAUUACUGUAAUUGGGAUAUUAUGUUUGGUUGAAUUAUGCAUUGGUACUAUAUCACCACCCACACUAAAGUGUAAGAAAGACAAGGGGAAAAUUAAUAGUAAGUUGCAUAAAGGUCCUAUAGACCGAGAUGUUUUUCAAAGAAAUUUGGUAGUAGAGAAUCCUAAGCAGCAGGAUAUACUUCAUGAAUCUGGGCAAUAUUUUCGAAAUACAAAACAUAGAAGAUUUAAGGCAGAUGUUCUGGGAUAUGUUACACCUUGGAAUGGCUAUGGAUUAGAAAUCGCAAAAAUAUUCCAUGAGAAGUUUACCAUGGUAUCACCAGUAUGGUUGUCGCUUGCUUCUAGCAAUACAUCAACUUAUCAAUUGUCUACUGAUGCUGUUCAGACCAAGUGGUUAAAAGAAAUGAGAUCCAAUAAUAAUGCUAAUCAUAGUGUUAAAUUUAUACCUAGAGUAUUAUUUGAACAUUGGUCUGCUGAUGAUAUUAUUCAAUUAUACAAUAAUGCAGAGAGCCAAACUCAUUUAAUAGUGACUCUCUUGGAUGCUGCUCAGACCUUCCAUUUUGAUGGAUAUGUCUUAGAGAUAUGGAAUCAGUUUAUAUUUGCAGGCGCAAAUUUGCCAGUUGUUACUUCAAUAGUCACAUCCAUUGCACAUAAGCUGAAGAAAAAUAAUAUAGAUAUUAUAUUAGCUGUACCACCAUCUAGAGGUUCACAAGUUGAAUUAUUUUCAAAGCAACAGUUUGAUGAACUAGCACCAUAUGUAAAAGCAUUUUCACUUAUGACUUAUGAUUAUUCAAGUAUUCAAAGACCAGGACCAAAUAGCCCUAUUGAAUGGGCUAGACAAUGUGUAGAGUUAUUAGUUCCAAAGAAAAACGACCCUAAACGAGCUCAAAUUUUAUUGGGUAUCAAUUUCUAUGGUUACAAUUAUACACCGGAUGGUGGCAGAACAAUUCUUGCAUCUGAUUAUUUGGAAAUACUCAGGUCAUUCAAAGGAAAGAUUCAGUGGGAUGACAAAAGCAAAGAACAUUUCUUUGAAUCUAAGCUAACCAUGAGCAGUGGUUAUGUUUUCUACCCCACCUUAUAUUCAAUUAAACAUCGAUUAGAUCUUGCGAAUGAAUUAGGUACAGGGAUCUCUAUUUGGGAACUAGGUCAAGGAUUGAAUUAUUUUUAUGACUUACUGUGAAUUAAAAACAUGUUCCUUUUA